Porites evermanni is the source of this 710-nucleotide messenger RNA. The record is from the annotation of a GenBank genome assembly. Lineage: Eukaryota; Metazoa; Cnidaria; Anthozoa; Scleractinia; Poritidae.
AUGUCUUUGUCUCAGUCGACACUUACUAGCUUUUUAAAGAGGUCAGCACCGGAAACACAUGAUGCAGAUGAUGGUACUAGCAAUGUUGUUCAUUCCAAAAAGAAAAAAAGCGAAGAUAACAAGAAAAAGUAUGAAACGAAGCGCAUAAGAAAGUUUCAACCAGCGUGGCAGAAAGAGUUCGAUUGGGUUGUUUAUCAAGAAGAAACAAACAAAAUGUACUGCUCAACUUGUAGAAAGUAUGCUGAAUUAGCUGACAAAAGCAGCCCAAUGUACAUUGGAUGUGGAUGGAGUUCAAGGAUUCAGAAGAGAAACUUUAACAGCCCAUUCAAAAAGUCGCCGCCAUGUUGUUUGUCAUACAAGAUUGUUGAAUGACCAGAAACCUGAAAAUAGGCCAUUGCAAACAAUUGUCUCGUGAAUUAGCCAGGAAUCACAAGCAAGGCUUGAAAAACUGUUUAAUACCGCCCACUAUAUCGCGAAGGAAAAUCUUGCCUUUCAAAAAUAUGCAAGUCUUUGUGACCUUCAGGCAAAAAAUCAGGUUCACCUGGGACCUAAUUACAGAAAUCCUAAAGUCUGUAAAACAUUUGUUUCUGCCAUAGCAGAUACUGAACGGAACAAAAUUAGGAACGAGCUGCAAGGAGCAAGGUUCUUUUCAGUCCUGGCAGAUGGGAGCACAGAUUCCGGGAUCAUCGAGCAAGAGUCUGUUUUUGUGA